CCUCGCUAUACAUUCGAUAACAGUGAUUCUCACUGUGCUCCAACGCCGAGGAUGCCAUCGGCUGCUGCCACUCCUUCUUCGCUGUACCCACUCGCCAUCCUCGACUGUGGAGCCUCCUCCUUUCGCCUCACUUUACAGCCUACCCCACCCACCCACUCCCUUCCCCCGAUUCACAUCUCCCCUAAUGCCAUUGCCCGCACUCGUCCGCCCUCAAAGACAAUCUUCGUGGGGUCCGACAUAGAAGGAAGGUGUACAGACUUUUCCGGUCUCACACUCAGACUAUCCAUCGAGCGAGGUUUUCUCACAGACUGGGUAGCACAGAAGACCCUCUGGGACGCCGAGAUCGGCAAAGCCCUCAGCAAGCUCCCGACCAAGGACCUCGCGACUUCCUCCAGCGGUAAGCUCCUCGAAGGGUGGAAUCUCAUCAUCACAGAGGCCUAUUUCAAUCUACCGGAGCUUGAGAAUGGGCUAGAGACAAUGUGGUUCGAAGAGUAUGGCGUCCGAGGCCUCUGGAGGACCACUGGGGCGCAACUAGCCAGCUUUGCGCCGCUGCAGGCGACUACGGCCAAGUUGAGCGCUGCAACGAGUGACCCUGCCACGUCCUCAGACACACCUGGCGAGUCGGGAGAAACACCUGUCGCGGAGGCCUCCUCGGCAGGCACAGAGUUCAGCUCACCGGCGAAGACUACUGCUGCUUCUCCGCCUGCCCAAAGUCCACCCACCGCUACCGGAAGACGUCAAAAGAGACAGACGGGGUCUACGCAGUCGUACACAGAGACCAAGAGUAAAGCCAAGUCGGCCGCUUCUGGACCACGUCUGAGCUCUCAUCGUAGACCGGAGGCAUGUGUAGUCGUCGAUCUGGGCCACAGCUAUACCCACGUUGUACCUAUUGUCCAAGGAGAGGUAGCCUGGACGGGAGUGCGGCGUCUGGACAUUGGCGGCAAGCUCAUGACAAAUCUGCUCAAGGAGAUGAUCUCUUUCCAGCAAUGGGACAUGAUGGAAGAGUCUUGGAUCAUCUCACACCUCAAGGAAAAGGCCUUCUUCGUUGCUGCUAGUGAUUGGGAAGAGGAGAGGAUUGGGCCUAGUAGCUGGAACAGGAAGAAGCUGCUCAAAUUGGUCAAGAGCAAGAGGGGCCUGAACCCCAUUGAGCAGGAGUUUGUAUUGCCAGACUAUACCGAUGACAAGGUCUCAAAGCAUGCCGACUCGCGCUAUGGGAGGAUACGAAAGGGACCUGGGAAGCGGGAGGCCACCAACAACAAAACGGUCAAGCUCGAUGCAAGGUUGAAUGUAGCUUCAACUUCCAAACUUGACGAGGAGGAGGACGCGCUCCAAGAGGAGAAAGAGGCAGACGCCUUCAUUGCCGACCCAGCUUUAGCGCAAGCCCUUGCAGGACCAGCAGGUCAAGAUCGAGGUCAUGCCGAGAAGAGAGCUGACGACGAUGCUGACGACGACGACGACGAUGACGACGAGGAUGCAGGGGAGGACUACCGCGAGUCUGGAUCAGAGUCCGGUGGGGAGUCGCCCAUCAAGGGUUCUUUCCAAGCGCAUCAACAGCAGCAGAAGUCCAGCCAACCAGCGAAGCACAAAGCUGGAGGUGCGAAUGAGGCAGAGGAGGAACAGGUGCUGCUGCUGUCCAAUGAGCGAUGGCAGAUCCCGGAGCUGCUGUUCAAUCCUCAGCAGAUUGGUGAGUCAUGUGAAAUGGUGGAAUCCGCUUGUCUGGGACUUCCAUCUGACAUCGAUACGUUCUCUGCCUGCCUUCUCUGCGUCUUGCGUAGGCCUCGACGCCCUCCCCCUGCCACAAUUGAUCCUCUCCUCCAUCUCGGCCAGCAGCGCAGACGAUGCAUUGCGCGGGCUGAUGUACGCCAACAUCAUCCUCGUGGGCGGUCUAGCCAACAUGACCAAUCUGCGUCGCCGGCUCGAAGUCGACUUGCGCUGCCUCGCUGCUGAAGACUUUGCCGUGCGCGUUCGAGUACCGGCGACUCCUGGUCUGGCUGCUGUGAGCGGAGGGCUGCACUUGCCCAAGGGUUUCCUGAGUGCGAAGCUGAUUGGGAAGGAGGAGUGGGAGAAGCCUGGACAGGGGACGACGCUUGCUAGGGAGAGAUUCCUUGGGUGGGGAAGUCAAGCUGCGGCAUACCUGUGCAAGAUGCUGUAGCGUCGAAGGUUGAUAUCGACUAUUAUACCAUGCCGUUAUGCCGUACUAUGCUACGCC
This is a messenger RNA of Microstroma glucosiphilum, 2209 nucleotides long. Its product is annotated as actin-like ATPase domain-containing protein. Gene Ontology annotation, molecular function: nucleosome binding. The record is from RefSeq and is a predicted model, not a curated record. The transcript has a single exon. Bases 52 to 1947 code for a protein of 631 amino acids. Gene Ontology annotation, cellular component: Swr1 complex. NCBI's taxonomy places the organism in Eukaryota, Fungi, Basidiomycota, Exobasidiomycetes, Microstromatales, Microstromataceae.